AUGGUUUUAGGAGUCCCCAAACGGCUUCCUCCAGGUUUCCCAUCAGCACAGGGAAAUGCAAACUUCAUGCAGGGUCAGACCCCUCCAAAUGUGGCCGGAUCACCAGUAAAUGGUGGAGCACUCCAACAGCAAGUAAAUGCAAGUGGUCAAAAAGCAGGUACGCAACAUCUCUGGAUAAAGUCCACCAUUUAUUUUCUUUUAUCUUCGUUGUAACCUUUCAAUAUAAAUACCAUUUGUUUUAUCAAAUUGUACUUUAUUUGCUUGUUCUGCUUUAUAAUUGGUGUGUGUGUGUAUUUAAUUAUUUUCAGGGCUAAAAUCUACAAAUUCUAUAUACCGUAUUUAUCGGCGUAUAACACGCACCUCAUUUUAAGAAAGAAAUUUCAGGAAAAAAAACCUUAAAUUUCAAAUAAAGAACUUCUUACCCCCUUCUUACUCCCCCCUCCCCCUCUUCUUACCCCCCUUUCUUACUCCCCCUUCCCCCUCUUCUUACCCACCUUUCUUACUCCCCCCUCUCCCUCUUCUUACUUCCCCUUCCCCCUUCCUUUCUUACUCCUCUUUCUACUCCCCGCUUUUCUUACUUCCUCCCCUCUUUCAUUCUCCCCUGCCUUUACCCCUUUCUUACUCCCCUCCCCUUCUUACUACUCCCCUUUUCUUACUCCCUCCCCUACUCCCCUCUCCCUCUUCUACCCCCCUUUUCUUACCCCUCCCUCUAUUUACCCACUUCCUACCCCCUCCUCUUUCUUACUUCCCCACUUUUAUUUCUUCAGCGCGGGUCGAAGCUGUUUCGUUGUUCGCUGUGUCAAGCCGAGGGGAUAGUGGAAGGUGCACGCUCAGUGUGCACCUUCCUGUGAGUCCGACCGGGUACAGGAAACAGAAACUCCUGUUCCACGCGGAACAGGAGUUUGUUUCCUGUACCCGGUCGGACUGACAGGAAGGUGCACACUGAGCGUGCACCUUCCUAUCACUCCGGCCGGCCACCGCGGACAGCAGAGCAGCUCGGCCACGCUACAGGGGAGGUGAGAACCAACUGCAGCCUCCUGACCGCUCUUGACAGAGCGCUCAGGCGGCUGCAGCAUUUAAAGGGCCGGCGUAUAACACGCACCCAUAAUUUGCCCCCUAUUUUCAGGGAGAAAAAGUGCCUGUUAUACGCCGAUAAAUACGGUAACUUGUUUUGUUUUUUGUUUGUUUUUUAAAUCUUUUUCGUGUUUUCUGUCGGAAAGAUGGAAUUAGGGUUUCAUUAGCCAACAUUAGAGCACAUCUGUAUGUCUUAAUAUAAACCAAGUACAAUAAGAUGAGUAGUGAGGUGUUGCAUAGCUUGCGGAUAUAACAUCUUGGUACGUUUUUGUGAUUUGUGUAUGUGUACUGUCUUUGCGUAUGAAGAGUAGGUACUGUGUGGAUAUGUAUUGACAUUUCUUGUUCUGUGUGUUUUUGCAAUAUUGUGUGUGGAGUAGUUAUUGCAGUGCUAUCGUGUGUGUGAAUGAAACUAAAAUCACUUACUCCGCCUGGCUUGUGGAAGCCAAUAGAAGAAAGAGAGGUAAAUAAUUUGGAAAUAUCCGAUGUGUGGCAGAUAACAGAGAUUAUCGGAAAAACAAAGUUAAAAUAUGUCCAUCUUGGAUGGUCCCACCAGUAAGCUUGAUAAAUUUGGUUUUAUCCACUCAUUAUGUAUGGUGUCUUUUUGUUCUACUUACUCUGAAUGGUGGUGAGGACACAUUCAGAUUUUGUUACAGAUAUUUUAAUUAUUAUUUAUGGCAUUCACAGUAUAAAAAAAAGUUUAGAAAAAGGUCUUUAUUGUAGCACCUUGCAAAUGAUAGGGAGAUGGUUUGGAUAAUUCUGUGUUUUACCCAUUGAUCAAAACCUGUAGUUAACUUCAUAUUUCUACCCACAUCAGAAAUGUUUUUUUUUAGAUAUUUUUCAGUAUGGGUUUCCUACAUAGGAAAUUAAUCAACAGAUUAUACCUAUUUAAUUAUUUUUGUGUCUUGCAGUUGGUCAACCAAAUGGUUCCUCACACAAUCAGAUGCAAGCAUCCCAUGGAGGUUCAAAUCUAAUGCAGACCAAUCUGAUGGGUCUUCACAGCAACAUGAAUAAUCCACAGGCCAGUGGAAGUGGUGUGAACCAGGUCAACAUUAGUGGGAUGCACUCACAGGGCCAGCAAGGACAACAAUCUCAGCUUAUGGGCAUGCACCAACAAAUCAUUUCCUCUCAAGGUCAAAUGGUUAGCCUUCAGGGGCAGGCUCCUCUUAAUUCGCAAGGCCAACUGGUACUCUCCCGAUCACAGCUUGUGCCUCAAGGACAGAUGAUGGGGACAUCUCAGAACCAGAACAUGGGCCAAGCACCCCAGAGGAUAACUCCUCCAAAGCAGAUGAUUCCUUCUCACAACCAAUUAAUGACAUCGCAAGGACAAGCUCUAAUGCCGCAAAACUCUGUAAUGGAGCAGAUUAUGCAGGGUGGUAAACAAGGAUUUAAUACCCAGAACCAGACAGGUGGGAUGGCAGGACCCAGCCAGAUUUUACGAGGACCAACCCCAAAUUUGCCUAGCAACAUGGUGCAGUACUCUGGACAGGCCUUGUCCCAGCAGGGAGCAAUCAGUGGUAACCCUACACAGGGGGUGAGCAUGCAAGGUCAUGUUCUCAGGCAGAUUGUGCCUGGACAACAUUUACAGCAGUCACUUGGAGAGGCUCCCAACCAAACCGGCAGUGAUUUAAACUCCAUGCUAUCGGACCUUCCUAUGCAGCAAACUGGCAACAUGGCAGCUCAACAUAUGCAGAACAUGCCAGGAAAUGGUGGACCCGGCCAGCACUUUGCAGGACAUGGGUUAUCUUUUGGCUCUCCGUUUUCUCAAGGUGCUAAUGGGAAUCAAAUGACUUGUGGACAGAAUCCUGGCUUUCCGGUCAACAAAGACGUCACGUUGACUAGUCCUUUGUUGGUGAACCUGCUGCAAAGUGACAUCUCAGCUGGGCAUUUCGGUGUCAACAGCAAGCAGAACAGCGGUGCCGCUAAACCAAAAAAGAAAAAGCCACCAAGGAAGAAGAAGAACCAGCAGGAGGAACAGAUGAGGUACAUGUCCAAUAUGGACUCAAAAUAGCAAAAUUAUAUUAGUUCAAAAAGAAUGCAGGAUAGAUUAUCAUAAUAAAAUAUAAUCUUUUUUUUAUUUGCAUGAUGCCAGUUGUUUGGUUUUGUAAAAUACUCACCACCACUUGACUUUAUGGGUCAUUCUAAGCACCAUAACUCCAUUGCAGUACUACAGUGCCUGGUGCGUAGAACAUCCAGAGUCCACUGUCUGAGAGUGGAUUAUAGAAGCAGCAAUUUGUAAUAUGAGAAACGGCACUGUAUGUAAACUGCUAGCAGUCUUCUAUAAAAUGUGUUGUACACUCAUCACGUAAAAUAGGGAAGGCACUUUCACCUACAUGCAUGUGCAGUUUGCAGCCUUCACAGAAGGGGUUGGGGAACUGGGUAUGAUGGCUUGAUUUUGGAGUCAGCUGCUCUACUUUGGUUCGAGGAUUGUCCACCUCCUCUCCUUGGUACAGACGACCAUGCCCAAGGUGCUAAGGCAUUAAAGAUAGGCAAGUAGACGAAUCUCAACUAGCAUGGAAGUACCACAGCAGAGUCAUAAGUCAUAAGCCAGGGAUCUCAGCCAAGCCAAAAACGGACUAUUUGUAUUUAAUUCAGAAAUUUAGAGGCGCUCCAGCGAAACGUGACUGCUCACCUUGGCAGUCAGGCUUCGCCUCCCAUUACUUUAAUUCUUUAAAUAACAAAUGCGUUAAAAAUAUAGGAACAGUUUUUAUAACCUAAUCAUUUAGCACUAAAUUUUGGAACUAUAAAUUUCCUGUAACCUAUUUGCAGCAGUCCUUUGCUCAUUCAUGUAGUUUAACAGGACUAGGAUUGGCUUGUAGAUUUCAGCCAUUGCUCUUAUUAAAAAGGAUGUGUGUGUGCAGUAACAGCAAGUCCUGGGGAUUUUUUUAUGAGGGAAAUUUAUUUAUUUAUUUAUUUAUUUUUUUAAAUUCAUGACUGGUUUUAGCAUGACAUGCAUAUAAAUAAAUAUAUGUCCGUGCUCAAUCAAUCUCUAAUGAAAUGUCAUGCUCAAUGAAGUAUUCGCUGAUGCCAUCCUGUCUGUCAUUUUAGUUCUACUGAGUCUCGCCUCGAUGAUAGCGAUCAGACUGGAAUAGCAGGAGAUCAAGGAGGAACUCUAGACGUUGGCCAGAAACUUUCAGAAUUUGCAAACAGGCCUCCAGGUAAGCCAAUCAAAGGGUAUAACUUUAGUAUUACCUCUUCUCACUUAUACAUGUCAGUAUGAUGGUGUUUGUACAGACCUAUACAUAUUAUUAUGAUAGUGUUUGUUUAGCCUCCUGGGUAUGGAGGAUAAUACUGGUACCACUCACAGCAUCGCUGUGUUCAUGUGGAGUAGCUAAUUUUGUUUUCUUCGUGUUGGGUUGGCAGGCUUCGACUUAGGAUGUUUGGGAUGAGCAUCACAGAGGGUAGGGGGUUGAAGCCAUUUGGUUCAGUUUUAGAUGGCAUUUGGACAUUAGCGGUUACAUUUUACAGUCAAGGGUAUGUAUGUUAUGAUGCAGCCACGUGUAUAUAAUUAAAGGGAAACUCCAGGCACAAACCUUACCCAUACCAUAGAAGUGCAUUUGUUUUUCUUAUCAAACCAUUCACAGGACAGUAAACAGUGCUAUAUGACAACUGCAGCUGAGAUACAGCUGUGUAGAUGGCCCUUACACAGGAAUAACAGUGGGUGGAGCUCCAAUCUGACAGAUAAUUGAAAAGUUAAACAAUAUGGUGCAUUAUUGUUGUCUUGUGUCUCUUAUCAAGCCAAACAAAUAUAGGUAGAGAUUGGGACUAAUUGUAGUCCCAAUCACAUAGUGAAAUGCUGAUCAUAAUUAUAAUGGUGACACACAGUAGCACUGUGACUAUAAAGACCACAUUGCCCCAUCGAUGUCCUCAGCCUCCCUCCCUGCUGGUAAAGUGAAAACUAUGGUUCUUCUUCAGUGUGUGGUUGGUUCUAUUAAGAGAUAGUUAUGAAUGAGAAGCAUUUUGUGGACCGUGUGACAUCAGUGCACUGGGGUGGAAGUGAGAUACAAGGACAGACAUGAUCUGAAUUCGGGGAGCGAAAAAAAAAAAAAAGCGCAGGGAAUGAUGACAUCACCCGAUCCCUAUUACCAUAGAGAAUCAUUGCUUCAUGCUGAUUCGAUUUGAAAUGGAAGCUAGUCACUUUAAAUUAUUUUAAUUAUAAUAAUCCUUUCAUCAAGUUUUAAAAGAAAUAUAUAUGCACAAAAAUGAGAGAAACUAAUUUAUGCCUUUAGUAUAUGAUGGUGUCCUUCAGCCUUAUACGUGCACCUUGGGUGAGACAGUGUUUGAAAACCAACAGUUAAUCUCUAUGGUCUUCCUAACGUCUGUGUAUGGAGUGAGUAGGAAAAACCACAAAGACUAACUGGUAGUUUGCAAACAUUGUCUGACCAGGGUGUACGUGGCUGAAGAAUCCUGUUCCAUACUAAAGGUAGGGAUACGUUAACUAAUUUAUUUAUUUUACAUAUAAUUCAUAAAAAUAAAUCUAUUUCCUUUCAUAACUUGAGUUAUGGUAAUAAAAUAAUAAUUUUAAAGUGACAGUUGUCCUUUCAAGGGACACUCCAGGCACCCAGACCACUUUUGCCCAUUGGAGUGGUCUGUGUGCCAACUCCCACUAAGUGUAAUUAUUGCAGUUUUCAUAAAUUGCAAUAUUUACCUUGCAGGGUUAAGUCCUCCUCUAGUGGCUGUCUAUCAGACAGCCACCAGAGGGACUUCCAUGUUCUUAGAACUCGAAAAGUGUGUUAUAUGACGCUGGAAGUCCUCACGCUGUGUAAGGACCUCCAGCGUUGCCGAAAUCCCCAUAGUAAAGCAUUAGGUCUCCUCUGCCAGCUGGCGGGUGAGGAGAGUAGGCGGAGCCUGACCAGCGCCGAGGGACAUUGGCGCUGGACGCCAGUAAGUCACUGAAGGGGUUUUAACCCCUUCAGCAACUUGGGAUGGGGGGUGGCAGGGAGAGGGGCACUACAGGGUCCUGCAGUGCCAGGAAACGAAUAUGUUUUCCUGGCACUGGAGAGUCCCUUUAAGGUGGAAAUGACAGGACUAGUAGCCAAGGAGGUACUAGUCUGUAGAAAAGUCAGAAAAAAAGUUUUUGACCUUAAAAGUUCAAAAAGUACCUUUAUUGUAUUAUAUUUUUAGAAUUUUAUAUAGAAAAGAAAAAAGAUUGGCUAAUUUUUGGACCAGAGUGUCUGUUACAAAUAAGGGGUUAAGGUUACGUGAGGAUUGAAAUGGAGUGUCUUUCGACACAUCCCUUGGAAGUUUAAGAUCCUCCACUGAGCUAAUCCCUGCCAUGCAGAGCUGACUCACGGGCUUAGCGUCAGCUGAGCACUCCUAACCAAUCAGAGAAUCUUAAAGCAGCUUUUUUUUUGUUUUUUCUUUAUUUUAAUUAAAAUACCCCCAUUGAACAAAAUGCAUAAUUAAAUUCAUCAAUAUUUUCAGUGAAGGUAUAGCAAUUUUUAUUUAUUUUUUGGUAUUUGAGCAGUGGUGUGUCCAAUUACAAUAUUGUAGCACGGGCAUUUUGUUUCCCUGUGUCCAUAAUGCCUGCUGUUUUCCGUCAUGUGGGAUUGUUACUGAUGGAUUGUGGGUAAAUUGGAGUUCUGCCCAUUGUCAAGUUUUGUCAGCUUGACUGCUAUAAAUAAGGAAACGUAGUCCCUACUUUUUUUUAAUGUAUUUUAGAACAACUAGAGCACUCGGGAAACAGAAUUGAAAUUCAGACACAUGGAGCCAUAUAGACGCCGAUUAGAUAAAAUUAAUGUUUGGUGACAGAGCCAUUUUAAACACUUUAAAUAUUUACUCUGGGAAGGCACUUCUGGCCCCAGAAGGCUGUAGUGGUUAUGGUGCCAGGAGUCUUUAAUGUAUUAUAAAGAUAAUUAAAAAUGCAAAGCAAAUUUUUUUUUUAAGAUUCUCAGAAUGAGUCUGUCUGCGGUUGCAAGUGUCUAGUUCCAUACCAAUUAGAAAUGAUACAAUUAAGAUGGUCCAGACUAUGGGGGCUCAUCUGGUCUCAAAACCUCUGUCCAGAAGGAGUUUCCGAGAUAAGUGGGUUAUCCCUACCUGUACUUCCAAUCGUCCUAUGUGUAUAAAUAUGAUAGCUGCUAUACCGCAGUUGCUUUCGGGCUACACACACAACAGGUUCACUUUACCAAAGCUGUUAAAUUAUUAUUAUUAUUAUUAUUAUUAUUAUUAUUAUUAUUAUUAUUAUUGCGAUUUAUAUAGGGCCAACAGAUUCCGCAGCGCUUUACAAUAUUAUUAGAGGGGGGAUUUGACUAUAAAUAGGACAAUUACAAGAAAACUUACAGAAACGAAGGGUUGAAGAGGGCCCUGCUCAACCGAGCUUACAGUCUAUAGGAGGUGGGGUAUAAAACAUAUUAGGACAUAAAUGUAGCCUGCACCUUGCUGGGCUGUGCAUUUUGGAAGAUCUAAUGUUGUGGAGUGUUUAGUAGACUGAGAUAAGGACUGAAUUACAUUCUCAAGGAAAAGAAAGGAGAUAAACUUAUGAAAGUGAGAAGAAUAGAGCAGAACAAUAGCCCUGGAAUGUCUGUCUUUUGUGUAGUAAAGCAGAAGAUGUAUACAAAUCUUAUUUGUUUUUUACUUGUGUGGCUUUGUUUCCACUGGCUUAUUCUCCAUUUUUGACUUUUUUAUUUUUAUUUUUUGUUGCAACUAUGAAGAUUGAGCCUGCAAAAAACUAACAAAACCACAGCAUAUUAAAGGGGUCAGAACAUUUCAGCUAGAGUUGUAUUGGUGCCUUGAGUGUCCCUUUAAACUUGUUUUGGUGCUUAGUGUAUCUUUAAAUGAACACACCCACGCACUAUAGCCAUUACAGACUGCUUGUGCUGUCACAGAAUAAUUUGGCUAUCUCUUAUAGAGAUGGUUUAAAAACUUACUUUGAUUGGUGCCUUCGAGCUCAGCUCUGCAAGAAGGAUCCAGUUAGCUCCACUAAAGUAAGCAGGGCUGUGCAAGACCACAUUCAGCUGAUGCUUUCAGCCAAUGAGUGCAGCCUUGUGUCAGGCCUGCUUAGCUCUUAGCACUAUCAUAGCUGGGUAGGAGUUAUGAUACCUGGAGUGUUCCUUUAAACUCUUGAGAUGGCUUCUUCCACAGAGUGGAAUCAUCUUUGUCUCUGCUUGGUAAUUUUACAUGUGCUGGGCUAAUGGCAGACAGUGUAAUGUUCCAUAUGUAGAGACCUGAUCUAAAUGCAAGAAACUGGUUUAAUAAAAGGUGAUGCCAGAUUAACAGGUACUCAUGGGAAUGUUUUGGUAAUAAAAAGAAAGUGUGUAAAACUCAGCUUUUCCCGUUACUCACUCUGCACCCAGCAGAAUGGCUAAUGUGACUACAAAGUGGUUUUAAUCCUCUUUUGUGCAACAGAUGCACAUCAAUUGCAUCAAUGUUUUGUGCUCACAAACAACCGAAUCUGAACACACUGCGAUUGUCUUAAGCUUUCUGCUCACAAUAGACCAAGUGUUGGCUCUUCUGUAUGUCCUUGUCUAAACUUUGUAGGCUUUGAGCAAUUACAAAUUAAUCUCCUCCUGCCCCUGGCUGCUUUGCAAGAAGCUGAAGGAAUCGAGGAAUCUUGCUUGGCUGAAAAAUUUAACAAAACCCUUCUACAUUCAGUGAUAUUUAUAUUAUUUUUAUAUUUUAUGUUAUUAUAAAGCUUGCAGAUAGAAAAUUGUUUAGUGAUUACUCCAAACAUAAGAUAAAUCUACAUGGUAAAUGUAUUUUAGUGGUUGUCAGUGCUGCUGUUGUUACAUACUUCUUAUCUUUAAACUUUAGUCCUAAUAUACGUUAUUUCAGGGCUCGACAAAUCCCAGGUGCCAUGGCGACUAGAAAUUUCGCCCUGGCACCUGGGAUUUGCAGCCCUUUAGCUAAAGCGGACGGUUGUGGGAACAAUGGAAUUGGGCGGCCGCCCUGGGCUGCGUGGGGGCGGUCAAGCUCAGGGAGCGUAGAGGCGGCAGGCUGGGGCAGCAUGCGAGGGAGCAGUGAUCUUCCUGCAGUUCAUUUCUGCUCCCUCGCACUGUAUAGUGAUGCUGGGAACUAGAAUUUGACGUCACUCCGGCCCCGGCAUCACUGCAGGGAGCAGAGAGUAGCUGCAGGAAGAUUCCUGCUCGCGAGCAGCCCCACUAGACCCUGGGGAAAGAGCCACUCAGCUUUCCCAAAGGUAGGGAGGCUGAGAGGAUUAAAAUGAAAAAUGUUGUGUGUUUGUGUGUCUGUCAGAGAGUGUGUGCCUAUUUAGAUACCUGCCACCCCACUCCGGUGUUUUUACUCACCCUUUUUCCCACGCUGUAUCGGUUUUGCCGCGGCUUAUCCUGCAUUCAUGGAUUAAAUUAUCAGUCUUUAUGAUCUCAGCUAAAACAAUGCUUUCCCGUAGGAAAGCAUUGUGAGGAUAUUGCGCAUGUUCUCUAUGGGUAAUAUUCAGCACCUCCAUGCAAAGUGUGAAGACGCUGAACAAAGGUGCAGCCACUGGCGUACAUACCGGUUGCGACUGCGACCGGGCCCAGCCGCCCUGCAGACCCCUGCGACUGGGUGCAAGCAACCACUUGUGUUCCUGAGCCGCGCGGCAAACUGCCGGGGCCGCAUGUUAAUGGGUCCAUCGGGUGGCCCAUGCUGUCAGGGUCAGCACUACAAGACCCCCUGUGAUAAGAUCAUCACUGCUGGGAGGAAGUGACUGCACGUCACUCCUCCCAGCUAACACACACAGCCCGUGCGGGAGGAAGAACAGGGAGUCAGAGUGGGAACUUUGUGUCUUUGUAUGUAUGUCUUGUGUGUGUGUGUGUGUGUCUGUCUGUAUGUAUGCGUGCCUCUGUUUUUCUGUAUGUAUGUGCCUGUAUGUAUGUAUGUCUGUUUGUGUCUGUAUGUGUGUGACUGUGCCUGUCUGUUUUUAUGUAUGUAUUUGUCUUUGUAUGUGUCUGUAUGUAUGUGUCUUGCCUGUCUGUAUGUGUCUUGUCUGUCUGUGUGCCUGUCUGUGUCGUGUGUGUGUGUGUGUGUAUGUAUGUGUGCCUGUCUGUUAGUGUCUGUAUGUGUGUGCCUGUCUGUGUGUGCCUGUCUGUGUCUCUGUGUCUGUAUGUGUGUGCCUGUCUGUCUGCAUGUGUGUGCCUGUCUGUCUGCAUGUGUGUGCCUGUCUGUCUGUAUGUGUGUGCCUGUCUGUUUUUAUGUAUGUGUGUCUGUAUGUAUGUGUCUUGUCUGUCUGUGUGCCUGUCUGUUUUCUAUGUAUGCAUGUGUGCCUGUCUGUGUGCCUGUCUGUUUUCUAUGUAUGCAUGUGUGCCUGUCUGUGCGCCUGUCUGUUUUUAUGUAUGUACGUGUGCCUGUCUGUAUGUGUGUGUGCCUGUCUGUGGUGUGUGUGUCUCUGUCUGGGGGGGGGGGGAAGAGGAAGGGGCCCGUGGAUCAGUUUCGCACUGGGGCCCCAUGGGUUAUGUGUACGCCACUGGGUGCAGCACUGACCCAGGGUUCUUUAGUGGCCGUCUGAGUGACUGUCUUUAGAGGUGUUACUAGGAAGCAAUGUAAAAACUGCCUUUUUUCUGUAAUAGGCUACAGGGACAGGCUAUAAGCACCAGAACAACUACAUUUAUCUGUAGUGGUUCUGGUGAUUAUUGUGUCCCUUUAAGAAUUGUAUAUUUAUCAUUGUAAAUUAAACUUUGCUAGUUUAAAAAAAAAUAAAAAAAAAAUAAAUACUGGCUCAUAACUUUAGCUGGCUCCUAGAUUCCAAACAAAUUUGUCAAGCCCUGCAUUUUGCUUUCUAUUCAUUUAUACUGAAUUAUUAAAAAAAAUAGCACCCUCUUAGAGGAUAUGGAAUUUUGCGUAAUGCAGUAAAAUGUUGAUUUAAAUCCCCCCUCUUGAAGUUCUGAGUUUGUUUAGCUGAUGAAUGCUCCUUGAUUAUUAACAAAACCAUUUUGUUUAUUUUCAGGUUACCCAGUGCAGUCACUUGAGCAGAGACCACUGCAACAGAUUCCUCCUCAGCUAAUGCAGCUGGGGCAACAACAGGGACAACUUGGCCAAGCUCAACCCCCCACUGCCCCUCAACAAAUGAUGAUGAUGUUGAUGAUGCAGCAGCAACAGCAGCAGCAGCAGCAGCAAGACCAGAAACCUGUGAGACUUCCUCUUCAACAAGGCAUGUUUAACCCCAGAUCCACUAUGAACCCAGAUGCACAGAGGAUGCCCAUGCAACAAGGAGCAAAUUUGCCUGUUAUGGUGAACUUACAAGGUUCUGGGUCUAUACCACCUUCACCCGACAAGCAAAGGAUGCCUAUAGCAGCCAGCAUGACUUUGGGAAAUAAUGGAAGGAAGAUAAGCUUCUCAGAUGCUGGGCAGAACCAGUCUGGGUCGCCCCUGGGUGAUGGUUCCUCAGCCUUACUCCCAGAUGUUCCAGAGCUUCCCUCUGCUCCAGGGGCACAAAACAAUAUUGCGUCCCAUUUACUCCUUUCACAGAACCAGCUGGUCAUGUCUGGCCCUAAGCCUGGCGCACCGUCUACAAUGUCGUUGGUACAAGGGGCAAGUCCCCAGCAGCAUGCCAGCGCUAUGAGUGGCUCUCAUGGACACCAUUUCCAAAGCAUACAGACUACGUCACAAACAUCCCGGCCAAAAACACCAAAUCGAGCAAGCCCAAGACCUUACUAUCCUCAGACUCCAAAUAAUCGACCACCUAGUACUGAGCCUUCAGAGAUUAGUUUGUCUCCAGAAAGACUCAAUGCCUCCAUUGCUGGCCUUUUCCCUCCUCAGAUAAAUAUACCAUUACCGCCCAGGCCCACAUUAAACAGAGGUUUUGAUCAGCAAGGCUUGAACCCAACUACCCUGAAAGCAAUCGGACAGGUACCUCCAGGGCUGUCUGUAAAUAACCAGUCUACUUUUGGUCAACAUGUAAACAAGAUGGAUAAUGGGGCAGGAAAACAGUCAAACACUGGGGGAAACAAGCGAGCCAGUCCAAGCAACAGCAGGCGAUCGAGCCCUGCAUCCAGUCGCAAAACCACACCAAGCCCUGGAAGGCAGAACUCUAAGACUACAAAGUUGGUUCUUGGAGCUCAGCAAAAUGUUGGACUUCUGCACAGCAUGGAAAUGCAAAGGAAUCUCUUAGCCAGUCAGACAUCAAUGCAGGCUUCUGCUCAUGGGUCUUCAAUUGGACAGUAUCUGCCUGCCAGUAUUUCUGCUUCUAACAACUCUGCAGAUGAUAUUAGAGAGAACCCACCCAUAAUGCAUGAGAGCGAUUUCCAGGCAACUCAGUCCAGUGGCAAGGAACAAGGCACAGUGGAUGUUAAAGCUGUUGUUCACCAAGAGAUGAAGAUGUCAUCACCUGAGGAGUCAGCCAAGGUCGAUCCCCAUUUAACUGAUGCCAGUAGGCCUCCUAUAGGUGAAGAAAACAAAAUGAUAUCACCAGCCAUGCGGGAAGCUCCAACUUCCUUGAGUCAGCUACUUGACCAUUCAAAUGCCUCUCAAUCUCACAAUUUCAGUACACUUCGUUCAUCCGCCCCCCAGCCUCACUUGUCCAGCGCCCCCCAGCCUCACUUGUCCAGCACCCACCAGCCACAAAAUGCAAGUGCCGCUAGCACUGAAUGUCCCCCUCUGCAAACAUCUACAGAAGACACAAUACCAGAACAUCCUGCACAAUUAGGUGAUACCUUAGGUAAGGAAGUUACUAGUGCAUUAUAUCCAUCCCAAGACAUGGAGACAGUCACAGCUCAAGGGAGACCAGAAACAUUGGAGCCCAACAACAUCUCCCCAAACCUCCCUGUCAACACGUUAAAAAGAACAGCUGGUCCCAUCUCAAAUUCCAGCUCUCUGCCCCAAAACCAGAUAACUGUAUUUGUUACAUCAAACCCAAUCACUCCUUCUGCCAAUGUAUCUGCCUCAAUGACAUCUCACCUUCAGCCAGCAUUGAUGCCUACGAUGGUGACCUUGCCGAAUGUCAGAAGCAAGGUCAUUGUGUCUGAGGGACAACAGACUGUUCAGUCCGGUGGGCACCCUCAAUUUAUCACUCCUGUUUUUUUUAAUUCUUCCUCUAUCAUCCAAGUCAUGAAAGGGUCUCCGCAAGGAAACCUGACUACAUCCACAAUGCCUCCCAAUACAAACAUAAUGCCUCAGUCUGUUGCUGUUGUGGGUCCCUUGCAUAUAUCCCAGAAUAUUCAGUUCUCUGCUGGACAUCCUUCCUCAACCAGUAAUACCUCCAGCACAUCUACCACUCGACCAGUCCUUUUUAAUCAGGUGCAAACUGCAAAUCAACUUGCGUCAUCUCCAGUAGCCGUUCCAACACCUCUUGCCUCCCUGCAUGGGAGAGAAUGCAGUUUAGAUGAGACGCAUUCUCAAAUGUCCACUCCUCCUGGCCAGGGGUCUCCAGCAUCUAUACAACCUGCACCAUCCCCAGCUUCUGAAAGUAGCCCAGGAUCUUUAUCUAGUAACAAGAGGAACUCUGCAGUGCCCUCCAAAGCACCAGGCAAAGUAGACAAGAUUGGUCAACGUUUGUUAAAUAGGGCAGGUAAUAAGGUCUCAGAUGGAACUGAAGAGCAGCUUCCUUUAGACCAAGAGAACUCAGACAUUUUUGGCACAGAAGGCAGCAGUACUGGUUUGUCUCCUCCUCUAGCAAGUCAGGCCAUUUCAGAGACUACAAGUACCACAGUAACGUCCUUGGAUCCUGCAUGUCCUGCAAGUAGCUCUCCUGCUAAUCUUAAUGCAUCUCCAUCUGUAACUCACUCUUCUCCAGAGAAUAAAGAAAGCACAAGUGUGUCCGUUGCUGAGCAAGUUGGUGUCAGCCUGGAAGAGAAGCCAACAGAACAGCCUGCAGGAACAAGUAGGAUAUAUUUCUUGCUGAACAAUUGUUCUUUUCUUUAUACUGCGUGGUUUGCAAUGUUCUGACCCUCUGUACAAAAUUUCUUGUUUCUGUCCUUUUAAAUGACUUUGGUUCUGUCUUUUUAUAAUUUGUCAAGAAGGUCAUGUUGCUAUAAGUAGAGUGCGUCGUUUAAACUCUUGGACUUAUUUAUGUUUUUUUUGUUUGUUUGUUUUGUAAAAGCCUUUCAAUAUUGUCUUCUGUUUUUUAAAGUUUCUUCCCAGUGCAGCACUCAGGAGGAAAGAUUACCGACCGGCAAGGACCGUGCCCCAGAAAAAACAGGUACAAACUCCCUACUCCCUCUUUAUUUCUUACUUUGCACCUGUCAUUUCUUUCAUCUGCUCUUGGAUUUAUGUGCCCUUUAUCCAUUCACUGCUCAUUUUCAAUAUUUUUUUUUCUUUCAGACCCUGACUCGCUAGAGAACGUAGAAAGGUAAGGAGUUAAGCUAUCUAUUCUGUCAGUUCAGUAUCGGAGGGAGUAGCAUUACAAGGGGUAAUAUAUUUUUGCCCCCACAUACCAAAUUAACCACAGCAUUUGUGUUGCAAUCCAAUGCCUAUAUAGGCGUUUGUGAAGGCAUACUUAGCCAAACCUUUUCUCGUUCAUCUUGGCUGUUAGACCCUUUAUCUGGCUGGUAGCUAGUGGAACUGUGCACGAGCGUCAUCUUUACAUUAUUUUGCACAAUGGUUUUUAUGAUACUCAGCUAACAUAGAGACUUGUGUGAAAUGUAGAUCCUAAAUAUGUGCAUUUUGAACCAAUGCAAUAUUGGUGUCUCUUGAAUGGCUGAUUUUCGUAUAUGUCAUACAGCACACAAUUCCCAGGCUUAUUUAUUAAAAUGUGAAUUGUUUUUAUUUUAAUUAAAUUUUUUUGCCAAUUAAAUCUGAAUGGAAAAUCUGAGGCAAAUUUAGGUGGUCGGAAGAACUUCUGCAACUCUGCCAUAGUCACAAUUUGGCUGUUUGUGCUUCUGUUUUGCCAUUUGGAUUUAAUUCAUGAAAAUUGUGACUUUAUUUAAAAACCCUGGCAUUGGAAUAAAAAAAAAUGAUGUAAGGAUAUCUUAUCUGAUCUGUAAAUGUCAUUGUUUUUUCCAGCGAAAUAGCAGAGAGGUCCAGGCCCCCAAGCAGAAGGAAUUCUAAAAUAGAGGAGUCUACUGCACCUCCAGAAGCAUUAGAAAGUGGCCAGCGUAAACGCUCCGCUCGACCUGGUUCAGCUUCUAGCUCUGCAAAAGGUGAGUGUUUAUUUUAUUCUAGGAAUGUGCAUUGUAUGUAAUUUUACACUCAACUCAAAUUACAUAAUUUUAUUUUUAUUUGUGGGAAAGUUAUAAAACGUAAUCUUUUUGUAAUGUUAAAAUUUAUUGGAAUUUUUGAAGAAUAAAAAUUGAAUAGAUUAAGAAACAUUCCAAGCACCAUAACCACUACAGUGUGAUGUAGUGGUUAUGGUGCCAACAGUGCUCUGGUGCCCCAGUGUAAUACUUACUUGGGUCUGCCAGGCACCACUUACUAUCUCCACUGCAGAUGCCACUUGGCCAUGAGCUUAGGCCCGCUGUGCUAAAUGGCAGAUAAUUGACCAAUGAGACUGCAGGGGCAUGAUCUAUAUACCAAAACUGUUUCAUUAAGCUAAAGUUAUUUUGGUGACAUUUAAGAUAACAGAAUAUUGUUGCAGGUCCAGGCCUUACAACUUAUUUACUCUAAGUGUAUUUGCAGGCCACUUAUGGUUAUUGUAAGUCUAGGACUGCCUCAGGUUUCUUGGAAAAAACACAGUCUAUAUACAUUUGUUCUAGUUGACUGCUUAUUACAGGGAACCUCUAGUCCCGAAAAUAACAAUGGUGUUUUUUGGUACUAAAGGUUCUCUUCUAUUGCGGUCAGCACUGUCCACCCCACCAUUGAUGAUUUAAAAAAAAAAAAAAGUUUAAUAAAGAUUUCUUAAUCUUGUUUCCAUCUUCCUUGAAGUCUUCCAAUCCAGUACUUCUCCUAGAAUGGCAUUGGAUUGGAGAAAGGCACUUGCAACCAAAUGCAGCAUUUGAUUGCAGGAUCGAUUGUUACUCUGUUCUGGAGGAGGAAGUGCCUGUAGUGGCCAUCAGGAAGACCGCCACUAGAGGUAAUUUAACUCUGCAAUAUAAGUACAUUGCAGGGUUCAAACUACAGGUCCUCUGCACUCAGACUCUACUUGAUUGAGAGGAAGUGGUCUUGGUGACUUUAGUUGUCCUCUAUGUGUCUUGUCUAUGUCUCUACAUAAGUCAGUUGUGAAAUCAGAUCUUUUAAAACGUAAAUAAAAUUAGGGACUGUGUGCUAUGGUUUGCUAAUAGUCCUUUUUUAUACAACCUCUAGGUUCACGUUUGCAUUGCUUUGCACUAAAAAAAAUUAUCUCUAUAGUUUAAUACGUUUCUGCUUUCCUUACAGAAUCUGGAGCCAGCCCUACACAGGCCAAGCGGAGGAAAUCCAAGUAGAAUUAUUUUUUUCCGUACCUUCUGAACCAGGGUUGUCCAAUCCAUCAACCAGCUGUUGUUGCAGACUUCCCUGCUGUGAAAGAUCUGUAUAUGUGUGUGCGCUGUGAUAGAUUUCUAUUUUUUUAUCAAUGGGAGGCUGAAAUGGAUGUACAUUAUUUUUUUUUGUUCCUGUGAAGAAGUCCUAAUUUAAACAAAUAAUAAUAAUUAUUCAACUUUUCUUUUUUUUUUUUUUUUUCUUUCAUAUUGAUGAUUGACUCGUUAAAACUUUUAGUUAAAGAAAAUCAUUGUAUUGUGUUGGUAACCCUCUGUCUGUCUCAAAGGGUCCUACCACAGGGGCAAUUACAAGAUUUAGAGCAGGAUAGGCAGUGAUUGUAAAUACAACUGCCUCGUUGUCUGUCCUUGGGCUGGCAGUGCCCGGCUGAUGAGGUUUAAAUUAGCACCUGUCUUAUUUUGUCAUUUCUUUUCAAAGCAGACUGUAUACUCCAUUCUCAGAAACAGGACAGAAAGUGCACCAUUUUUCUUUUUUAAAUUUUAAUAAUGUGAAGUAAUUUUUAGAAAUGUUAUUGUUUUGUUUCUUCUCAACUGUUUGCAACUACAGUGAAAAAGUACAAAAGAAUUAAAAUUGAAGUGUCCUACACUAAAUUCACCUUUCGUAAAAAUAAUCACGUUUUGUAUAAGUUAGAAGCAAAGUUUGAAAUCGGGUAUUGUGCACAGUGUCCGGGCAUUUUCUAUGAUGUGUGAAGGCUUCCUGGCAAAGUGUGAAAUAAUAAUGUAAAAUAGAUUUUGAAAAUUGAACCCUUAACUUUAAAUGACCAUAUUUCGGUUUCAGUAGUCUUUGUUUUCAUACUUUGCCUCAAUGUAUUCAGACAUGUCAUAGAAUAGCUAGGCAAAAUAUUGAAUAUAUAUAUAUUUAUACACAAGUAUCCCACACCUUCUUUUUGAUGAGAAUCAUGAGCUAUACAGACUCCACUUAUUUUGUGUUGUUAAAGUACUGUAUUUAUAAAGCAAAGACUUUACUAAGGCAGCAGCCAGGAGAUUUAAAUGUUGUAAAUAUUUUUAACAAUCAUAUGGUUAAUUUGUUGUAGAAUUGGACCAGUGGACACAAUGUUUGUAACAAAUAUAUGGAUGUUUUAAAAUAAAUGUCUUUUUUUUUUUUUCUAUUGGACGUUGGCGUAUUGUUUCUUGGCGUCAAGUGAAACUCUGUUGGUUAUAGUUUUGCGUUAUUUAGUCCAGUGUCUGGAGUUUAAUCAGUAUGAUGUGCCUGCUUCAACCAUUGUGGAUCCACUAAAAUAGCAUGGUGAUCCAAGGGUUAAACACGGCUUUAGAAGUAGUCCGGUUAAACUCAAAAUAGGUUCAUGUAACUUGGAACAUACUACUGCAGUAAGUUAUGUUUUACACAGUAGUAUUGCUUAUAAAUAAUAAACUACCG
Molecule: messenger RNA, 17724 nt
Organism: Pelobates cultripes (western spadefoot toad)
Lineage: Eukaryota; Metazoa; Chordata; Amphibia; Anura; Pelobatidae
Source: the annotation of a GenBank genome assembly